Paramacrobiotus metropolitanus is the source of this 2127-nucleotide messenger RNA. Its product is annotated as sialin-like. Gene Ontology annotation, biological process: transmembrane transport; monoatomic anion transport. Gene Ontology annotation, molecular function: transmembrane transporter activity. Lineage: Eukaryota; Metazoa; Tardigrada; Eutardigrada; Parachela; Macrobiotidae. The record is from RefSeq and is a predicted model, not a curated record. Bases 278 to 1843 code for a protein of 521 amino acids. The transcript has 8 exons.
ACCAGAACACUUCACUGAACUGAGGGGGUAAUUUUCCGCUACCUUUAGAAGAAUACUUCAUAAUUGUGAUUUCGAUGUAAUUAUGUGUCUGUUUACGUCGCGCACAGAAAGUUUGUACGUGUGGUUCUCUAUUGAAAUCUCUUAGAAAGAAUGCUUUUUAUAGACGUUUUUGUUCUGACUCCGGAGCAUCACCAUUCCUUCCAGAAUUUUGUACUGGAUCUAAUAUAAAUUAUAUAAUUAUCGCACUGUACAUACAGUGCGAUAAUUAUGUGAUGAGAUGGUGGAGAUUGUUGAAUAUAAUUCCACCUUCGAUAAUUCCACUGCCAAUAGUCAGGAAGUGAUGAGAGCGGAAAUCAAUACUGAACUAAAAAAUUCAACAGAUCAUCACCAAACCGACAGCAGACGGUCAUCCACCGCGCAUAAUAAGACAGACAAACCAUGGAUUCCCGCGCGCUACAUCCUCGUCAUCCUGGCCUUCUUCGGGUUCUUCAACCUGUACGCUCUGCGCGUUAAUCUCAGUGUGGCUAUCGUGGCCAUGGUCGGCAAUGCCCCGUCCUUGAACGCCAACACAUUGACAAGCGAAGAGUGUCCACUGCGUAACUCAACAGGUUCCUCUUCGUCGUCUGCUAAAGGAGAAUUCAAUUGGGACAGCUACACACAGGGGAUCAUAUUGGGAUCAUUCUUCUACGGAUACAUCUUCACGCAGUUGCCUGGUGCGUGGAUCGCUAAGCGUUUCGGACCCAAACAGCCUUUCGGACUCAGCGCGUUCCUGGCAGGAUUGCUGGCGCUGUUGAUUCCGGUAGCUGCGCGAUGGAGUUAUUGGGCGCUAAUCGCGGUUAGAGUGUUGCAGGGAGUUGUCGAGGGAGUGUGCUUUCCGUCCAUGCAUACAAUGAUGGGUAACUGGGCACCUCCUCUGGAGCGCACAAAAAUGGUUACUUUCGCUUACUGCGGAAUGCAUCUGGGUAAUGUCGGAGCGAUGGUGCUGUCGGGAAUGAUCGCCGAAUCGUGGGGCUGGGAAAGUGUAUUUUAUUUCUUCGGGGCAUUAUCCUGCGCAUGGUACUUUGUAUGGCUCUGGUUUGCUUUCGAUACCCCGGAGAAGCAUCCGCGCAUUUCUGCUCAAGAGCGGUCAUUUAUUGUUUCCUCUAUCAAUCAUUCCAAAAGUGGAGAGGUCUCCCACAUUCCUUGGAAACGACUGCUCUCCUCCUGGCCGGUGUGGGCCAUUUGUGUUGGGCACUUCGGUAAUAACUGGGGUUUUUACACGCUUCUGACGAGUCUGCCAACGUAUUUCAGCAAAAUUCUUCACUUCAGUCUGAAAGAAAACGGCACCGUGUCCGCAUUGCCGUACCUUGUCUUAUUGGCAUCGAUGCCUAGCAUGGGAUACAUUGCAGAUCGUCUGCGCCGCAAGCACCGCUACAACACCACAUAUAUCCGGAAAAUAUUUCAUUUUGUUGGCCAGUUACUGCCUGCUCUAUGUCUGAUUUGUGUCGGUUACAUCGGAUGUGAUGUGUUCUUUGCUGUGUUGCUGCUGACUAUUGCCGUUGGCAGCACGUCGAUAGCUGCUUCGGGAUUCCAGGUCAAUCACAUCGACAUCUCUCCGGCGUACGCGGGCAUUCUCAUGGGCAUCACCAACACAGUUGCCACCAUUCCCGGUAUCGCUGGUCCAUAUGUGGUGGGCCUGGUGACGAAUGGACAGGAGGGACAGACGGUGGCGCAGUGGCGGAUCGUCUUCUAUAUUUCCGCGGCUGUCUACGUGGUCACGGCGCUCUUCUACGUGAUCUUUGCUUCGGGUGAGCCGCAGAACUGGGAGAAGAAAAAAGCAGAGACACCUAACGACGAAGAGUAGUUUCGAAUCUUUGAUGACAGGAGAGGUGGAUUUUAGAUCUUUCUCUGGAAUCUCUUGUUGUUUCUUACAGAUGUUGCUGUAUUUUCUCUGUUCCAAUGUUUUUUUUAAAAUUUUGUACUUGACAAGUUUUAAAGAAAAUAUUUUAAGCAUUUGCUAGCUGUGUGGAAAUCUUUGACCGGUUUCGCUUUGUGGAUUAUUGGUGAGAUAGAAGCAUAUGAGAGUUACAAUGAAUAUGUGAUUGUAAUGAUUUAUUCUCAUUCCUAACAGCAGAAGCGAUAAUCAAA